Cylindrotheca closterium is the source of this 435-nucleotide messenger RNA. NCBI's taxonomy places the organism in Eukaryota, Bacillariophyta, Bacillariophyceae, Bacillariales, Bacillariaceae. The record is from the annotation of a GenBank genome assembly.
AUGACAACCCCAAAGCGUCAUUUGUUCAGUGCUCAUGCUGUCGCUAUGAUUGAUAAGGAUAAUGGCAUUGCAGAUUGUAACGAAGAUUGGGUGGAAAGACAACAUCAGAUGCGGAAAAAAGUCACCAGCACAUACAAGACUAGGAACCUCGUGAAGCUUGCUAGGUAUGAGAUUCGACAGGACGGGAUUAACAACAACCAACGCAUCAAAGAAAUUCAGAAAGGAGUUUCUGAAAGAGCUUCAAGGAAAGGCUUUAGAGCGAAAGCUUUGAGGGAAAAGCAGAUAGCACAAGCUAAAAGGCAUGGCCUGCGGCAAAAGGCAAUUGAUGAAUUUCCGCAGCAGUUAGAAGAAAACCCAACUCUUAAAUCCCUCAAGGAUCGGAGUAUAUUGGACAGACUAAGACCACUUGAGAACAGAACAGAACUUCAAGAGUAG